Molecule: messenger RNA, 459 nt
Organism: Didymodactylos carnosus
Lineage: Eukaryota; Metazoa; Rotifera; Eurotatoria; Philodinida; Philodinidae
Source: the annotation of a GenBank genome assembly
AUGAAGCUGACGUUAGUGGAUGACACGUUUCGUUGUUUACCAAAUGUAUUUUUCCGUGAUGCCAUGGGCUUUUUACUUGUAUUUGAUUUAACCAAUGAAGAAUCAUUUUUGAGUGUUCGAAAUUGGAUCGCUCAGUUACAACAGAAUUCUUAUGCAAAUGAACCCGAAAUUGUUUUGGUUGGACAUAAGUGCGAUUUAGCCGAAAAACGUGUGAUUAGUCUACAAAGUGCGAAGACAUUUGCACGAGAAUUGGAUAUUGGCUAUAUAGAAGCGAGUGCUCUGAUGAAUACGAAUGUAAAAGAAUCAUUUGAACUUUUGUUGAAUACAAUAAUGAUCAAAUUGGAAAAUAGUAAGGCACAAAGGAUACCAUUUCCUUCCAAAACUGAAUUGAUCUCAAUGAUGAAUACAACUAAUAAUUCACCGGCAAAUGAAAAAACAAGUGCAAAAACAUGCUGUUAA